Talaromyces proteolyticus is the source of this 1944-nucleotide messenger RNA. RefSeq names its product putative ubiquitin-like activating enzyme. The transcript has 2 exons. Lineage: Eukaryota; Fungi; Ascomycota; Eurotiomycetes; Eurotiales; Trichocomaceae. The coding region runs from base 179 to 1855 and encodes 558 amino acids. Gene Ontology annotation, cellular component: cytoplasm. The record is from RefSeq and is a predicted model, not a curated record. Gene Ontology annotation, biological process: protein neddylation. Gene Ontology annotation, molecular function: NEDD8 activating enzyme activity.
GGCAACUACCCCCGCAGCGCCUGGAGCUACGGCCUACCAGCUCAGUCUGCUCAGAGCAUCCCCGCUGUUGUAUACUGCUCACCAAGCAUCCUUGCUUUUCAUUAGCCGAAGUCUAAUGCUUAAUAAAACCCCUUCGUCAGCCUGACUCUGUGAGCUCCGACCUGCGCCAACCUCCAGAAUGACUGACCAGUUUCCUGCCGCGCUAGUCGGCCCCUCGUCGAAGGAGAGGAAGUACGAUCGACAGCUGCGUCUAUGGGCUGCCAGCGGCCAACAGGCCCUGGAGCAGUCUCGAGUGCUCUUGGUCAACUCUGAUGGCUUUAUUGAUGGAGAGAAUACCCCAAUCGGCGGUGUUGCUGGCGUCGAGACGCUCAAGAAUCUCGUCCUCCCAGGCGUGGGUGGGUUCACGAUAGUCGACCCAGCCAUUGUCAGCGAGACCGACCUGGGCAUCAACUUCUUUCUAGAAGAAAGCAGUCUAGGGAAAUCUCGAGCUCAAGAAACUUGCAAUCUUCUGAAGGAACUCAAUCCAGAUGUGGACGGAGACUUUAAAGUUGAGCCGAUCUCAGACCUCCUUCAACAACCCGACUUCCUUUCUCAGUACAAGCUGGUGGUGGUGUCAGGGCCUAUCAAACGAUCCUCCCUCGAUGCUAUCACAAGCUCCGCCGAACAACUUGGCGUUCCCUUGAUUUACGUUCGUUCCGUUGGCUUCUACUCCUCGUUCUCAUUACAACUUCCGACAGAGUUUCCUAUUGUUGAGACUCACCCCGAUCCGGAAUCUACACAAGAUCUGCGCCUCACCAAUCCGUGGCCUGAGCUACAUGCUGUGGUUUCACAAAUCGCCAACCUCGAAGCAUUAGAUGAUCACGACCAUGGCCACGUGCCUUAUAUUUUACUCCUACUAUACUACUUAGAUCGGUGGAAGGCCGAACACGACGGUAAAGCGCCGGAAAACUACAAAGAAAAGACGGCAUUCAGGGACUUGGUACGGUCUGGAGCAAGAACGAACAAUGCAGAGGGUGGGGAAGAGAACUUUGACGAGGCCGUCAGCGCGGUUCUCAAGAGCAUUAACCCCUGGUCGUUACGGAGUAACAUCAGGGAGAUUUUCGAUAUGGAUCAAUGCACGAACUUGAAAACAGAUUACGAUAACUUCUGGAUCAUUGCUUCAGCUCUGAAGGCGUUCUAUACAAAGCAUAAUGUCCUUCCACUACCCGGAUCUCUUCCAGACAUGAAAGCAAAAUCGGCCGAUUAUAUCACCUUACAGAACAUUUUCAAAUCCAAGGCUCGCCAAGACGUAGAGGAAGUCUUAGCUACCGUUCGUUCCAUCGAGACACAACUAUGUGACAGGACCGCGCCGGUUACAGAGAAGGAGGUUGAGGUAUUCUGCAAAAACGCCUCGCACGUCAAGGUUAUUCGUGGCCGACAGAUACCUCGGAUCUCUACAAACGCCAACCAAACACUCAAAACUAUUCGAAACGGGCUUGGCAACCCAGAAUCCAAGAUCCCCACAUACAUCGCCUUUGAGGCUUUGGAUGUCAUUGUGGAUGGAAUCCAAAACGAAAAGCUAACCCCGAAUGCAUUGGAUAACGAUGAUGUCUGGAAUACCACCAUUGAGCGCCUAUUAGUCACAAUUGCAGAGGGUGAUAACUCCGUUAUCAACGCUGAAAACCGUGAGAGCGUGACCAAAGCCGCGCAGGAACUGCGCCGCACCGUGGGGGGAGAAUUGCACAAUAUUUCGUCUCUAACUGGAGGGCUGGUUUCGCAGGAAGCCCUAAAGGUGCUGACGAGGCAAUAUGUGCCGUUAGAUAACACCUGCAUCUUUGAUGGCGUCAGUAGUGGUAGCGAGAUGUUCCGCCUGUAAAAUCCCUCUUAUUUCUUAUGACAAGAACCUCUAUGAUGUAAUGAAUAAAAUGACUAGAACACUACAAUAAAGACUUUAAAGUAUCUGAA